Molecule: messenger RNA, 1083 nt
Organism: [Torrubiella] hemipterigena
Lineage: Eukaryota; Fungi; Ascomycota; Sordariomycetes; Hypocreales; Clavicipitaceae
Source: the annotation of a GenBank genome assembly
GUCACCAUGGCUAUAGAUCGUAUCUUUAGCAUGAUACUUCGUGGCUCGGAGCUAGUCUUCGCCGCCGUCAUCGCUGGAGUUAAUGGACAAUAUCUCUACAGGUCCAAGGCAUCAACGUUGUUUCUUUCUCGGUUCAUCUAUACAGAAGUCGUCGCGGGUAUAUCGAUACUGCUGGCCCUGAUAUGGCUCAUUCCAUUUUCAAGCACAUUCACACACUGGCCUGUUGAUAUCCUCAUCAGCGUGCUUUGGUGGGCGUCGUUUGGUGCCCUCGUCCAUUUCGUAGGAGAUAAUUGCGGUGCCGUCUUCGAUUGGGGAAAUGUUUCUCCUCGAGGAAAUCUUUGUGGAAAGUUCAAGACCAGCAUUGCCUUUGCUUUUCUUUCCGCCCUGAUAUGGCUCAUCUCCGCCUUUGUAGGUAUCUACUGGAUUCGCCGCCGGGAUCGUACCGCAAACCGGGUGCAGGGUCGCCAAUGGUUCCCUCGCAGAACUCGCCCAGCCGUUGUCUAAUAUCCGAAAGACAAGACCCUGCGGAUCUAUGUCUUGGUGGAUGGUGGCAGGGCAAACCUGUUUUCUUGUAUAACUCCCUUUUCAAGUUUCUUUUGAACUCCUCGGCGUUAUUUGGAACUUUUUAUUUUUAAACGAAAUGAUGAUUGGUACACGGUCAUUGGGUGCUUGGUGAAAUUCAGUGAAGCACGCUGGAUUCGCCAGAGGCAUACACAGAUGACCGAGUAUAUGAACAUUAUGGCUGCUAUUACUACUAUAGUCAGGCACAUCAUCAUAGGCUGGUCCUGGUAGAUGUAUCUGCCCAAUUACUGGUUUUUAAUAUAACACUUCUUGUUCACCUCCUCUGCCUUGUUUUUGAACAAGCGUCUUCCAUUGUGGUCAGCUACAAAGAUCUCAUCAUUUGUAAAUUUCUUGGGAACUCGUCACAAAGAGUAAUAAAUUGUUUCCUUGGGCCCCGAAAUUGUUAUUACCAGGAACAGCAGCUACUAUUAUCGUAUGGCUAUACGUUGUUCAGACCAUACUUCAUGCGUUGUGCUGAUCCUCCGUCAUCAUGAUGGCAGCGACAAAACACUAUUUGAUGCU